This is a messenger RNA of Helobdella robusta, 1571 nucleotides long. RefSeq lists its product as hypothetical. The record is from RefSeq and is a predicted model, not a curated record. The coding region runs from base 92 to 1489 and encodes 465 amino acids. The transcript is spliced from 14 exons. Gene Ontology annotation, cellular component: nucleus. Gene Ontology annotation, biological process: protein phosphorylation. Gene Ontology annotation, molecular function: ATP binding; protein kinase activity. NCBI's taxonomy places the organism in Eukaryota, Metazoa, Annelida, Clitellata, Rhynchobdellida, Glossiphoniidae.
CAGAGUAUGGCGAGUUCGUAAGAAUCCUUGUUAUUUUCUAAAUUGUUGUGAUUAAUAUCAAAUUAAUAGAUAGUUAUUUUACGUACUUGAAAUGGGAGAUUAUUCGAAUCAUUAUCGAGGUAAAAGGAAAUAUUCGUAUGACGAUGGAGAGAGGCAGACAGAGGAUGAUUACCAUUACCACGAGAAUAAAGCUAAAUGUAGUAAAACUUCCCGUAGAGAUGUCGCUCACAAUAAUGGAUACAACGGGUUAGGCGAUUACAGACGACAUUCCUCUGCCUCCCCAUCCUCCGCAUCAUCAGCCUCUCCAAUAUCAUCAGAUUCAAGAUGCAGGUCUAGGGAAUAUACCGAAAAGGACAGGAAGCGCCAUCGAAAGUGCAGAAGCAGACGACACUCGAGACACACGUCAAGAAGUUCAAGGACUAACUCGACAUGGAAGCACAGACAUAGCCAUCAGAAGAGGAAGGUCAUAAAGAACGACGAGGAAGGCCAUUUGGUUUACAAAGAGGGAGAGCUGCUGAACAAUCGAUAUAAAAUGAUCGAAACGCUAGGACAGGGCACUUUUGGGCAGGUUGUCAAAUGUAAAGACCUCAAAAGAGACACGAAAGUCGCGGUAAAAGUUAUAAGGAAUAUAGCCAAAUAUAAGGAGGCAGCUAAAACAGAGAUCGAGAUACUGGAUCACAUACACAGGACCACAUCACAUGGAAGAUUGCUAUGUGUUAGGAUGUUGGAUUGGUUUGAUUACUAUGGCCACAUGUGCAUCGUCUUCGAACUCCUUGGGCAGAGUGUCUUUGAUUUUCUGAAGAAGAACCACUAUUACCCAUAUCCAAUCGAGCACGUGCAGCAAAUUGCUUAUCAACUGAAUAGAGGAGUGAAGUUUCUGCAUGAUCAUAACUUGGCGCAUACCGAUUUGAAGCCGGAGAACAUACUGUUCGUCGACUCGACUAGUGAACACUACAAGAGUAGAACCAUUAGGAAAAAGGACCGGGAGAUCAGGCGGGUUCUCUGCACCGACAUUCAGAUCAUUGACUUCGGGUCAGCUACGAAUGACGACGAACACCACAGUAAGAUCGUCUCUACCAGGCACUACAGGGCCCCGGAAGUCGUCCUCGAACUAGGCUGGUCUCAUCCUUGUGAUGUUUGGAGCAUUGGUUGCAUCCUCUUCGAGCUAUAUACUGGACACACCAUGUUUCAGACCCACGACAACCUGGAGCAUCUGGCUAUGAUGGAAAGAAUCUUAGGCCCCAUACCUUCUUCCAUGAUCAAACGCUCCCCGAAGUCAAAAUAUUUUCGCAAUGGCGAACUUGCCUGGGACCCAGACAGUGAAGAUGGCCUGGCUGUCAGGCAACAAUGCAAACCUCUUAAGCGCUACAUGAGGUCAAGUUCCGAACUACACUACCAACUGUUUGAUCUUAUCCGCAAGAUGCUAGUUUACGAUCCCAAGGAUAGGAUAACACUGAAUGAAGCGCUACACCAUUCAUUCUUUACCUAACUUUUUCUCUUUUUUUCUCUCUGUCUGUCUGCACUAAUUAUGUUAUAUUAUCAAAUUUAUUUAACAAUAUUAUCAAACCGUU